This is a messenger RNA of Tachysurus fulvidraco (yellow catfish), 2801 nucleotides long. RefSeq names its product stress-induced phosphoprotein 1 (gene stip1). The coding region runs from base 145 to 1773 and encodes 542 amino acids. Gene Ontology annotation, molecular function: Hsp90 protein binding. The transcript has 14 exons. Lineage: Eukaryota; Metazoa; Chordata; Actinopteri; Siluriformes; Bagridae. The record is from RefSeq and is a predicted model, not a curated record.
AAAUAAAGUAACACAUAAACGAGACAUAAUUGAUAGUGUAGAAAACGUAUUUAAUAUAAACAUGGCAACUCGUAGAUAUUAUGAAAAGGGCCGGGCAUCACUGCUGUCGUCUCACAGUAGUUUCUGGAACCUCAUGGUUACACUAUGGAGAAAGUAUCUCAGCUGAAAGACCAGGGUAAUAAAGCGCUGAGCGCAGGGCAGUUUGAUGAAGCAGUGCGCUGCUACACCGAGGCACUCGCAUUGGACCCAAACAACCAUGUCCUCUUCAGCAACCGAUCUGCUGCUUACGCGAAGAAAGCAGAUUAUGAGAACGCCCUGAAGGACGCGUGCCAGACCAUUAAGAUCAAGCCAGACUGGGGCAAGGGCUACUCACGAAAGGCUGCAGCUUUGGAGUUUCUGGGAAAGUUUGAAGAUGCCAAAUCAACCUAUCAGGAAGGUCUCCGGCAAGAGCCGUCCAACCAACAGCUAAAAGAAGGGCUUCAGAAUAUCGAGGCACGACUAGCAGAGAAGAAGAUGAUGAACCCCUUCGCAAUCCCUAACUUGUACGAGAAGUUAGAGGCGGACUCCCGAACCCGAGCCCUCAUGUCAGAUCCCAGUUACAGAGAGCUGCUCGAACAGCUCCGCCAGAAACCCUCCGAACUCGGCACGAGGUUGCAGGACCCACGUGUGAUGACCACCCUUUCGGUGCUGCUUGGAUUCGAUCUAGCCGGCAUGGAGGACGACGAGGAGCCGACUCCUCCCCCUCCACCUAAACCCAAAGAGACGGCCCCGCCCCCUCCCAAAGAAGAAGAUCUGCCAGAGAACAAGAAAUUGGCAUUGAAGGAGAAGGAACUCGGCAAUGCAGCGUAUAAAAAGAAGGACUUUGAGACUGCACUCAAACACUAUGAAGAGGCGUGCAAGCAUGACCCCACCAGCAUGACCUAUCUGUCCAAUCAGGCUGCCGUGUUCUUCGAGAAGCGAGAGUUCGACAAGUGUAGAGAGCUCUGCGAGAAAGCCAUCGAGGUGGGACGAGAAAAUCGGGAGGACUACAGACAAGUCGCCAAAGCCUACGCCAGGAUCGGGAACUCUUUCUUCGUACAGGAGCGGUAUAAGGAGGCCGUUCAGUUCUUUAACAAAAGUCUGACUGAGCAUCGCACCCCCGAGGUGCUGAAGAAGUGUCAGCAGGCAGAGAAGAUCGUUAAGGAGCAGGAGAAACUGGCUUAUGUCAACCCAGACCUGGCACUAGAGGAGAAGAACAAGGGCAACGAGGCUUUUCAGAAAGGUGACUACCCUCUGGCCAUGAAGCAUUACACUGAAGCCAUAAAGAGAAACCCUAAAGAUGCCAAGCUCUUCAGCAACAGAGCAGCCUGUUACACCAAAUUACUGGAGUUCCAACUGGCCCUCAAGGAUUGUGAGGAGUGCAUCAGCCUGGAACCCACCUUCAUUAAAGGAUACACACGCAAAGCAGCAGCACUGGAGGCAAUGAAGGACUACUCUAAAGCCAUGGAUGUCUAUCAAAAGGCUUUGGAGCUGGAUGCAAACUCCAAGGAAGCCACAGAGGGUUUGCAGCGCUGCAUGGUGAGUCAGACCAUGAGGAAUGAUAACCCAGAGGACGUGAAGCGACGGGCCAUGGCUGAUCCGGAGGUCCAUCAGAUCAUGAGUGAUCCUGCAAUGCGCAUGAUCUUAGAGCAGAUGCAGAAAGACCCACAGGCUCUCAGCGACCACCUGAAGAACCCAGUUAUCGCUCAGAAGAUUCAGAAACUCAUAGACAUCGGACUAAUAGCCAUCCGGUGAUCAGAAGAACAGAGGAGAAACAGGGCUACCACCAUCCAGAUUAACACCACCACAAGACCUCAGAGGAAAGAAGACUCCAUUCAAAAAGAAAGUUUGCUCUGCAAAUUGUAAAAUCGCCCUCAUUACGUCAUAUGUUUUAAGUGUAAGACCUUAGUUUUUCAUUAAAUAUUAUGUGAAACACAAAAUGCAGUGCUAGAUUUGUUACUCAGCACUCCAAUACAGGUGAUGUUUGUUUCAAACCUUGCUUCUAAUCAUUACAAGUCUCGUCUGUCAAACGGCAUUUUAAUAUCCUUUGAGUUCCGUACAACCACCGAGAUUCAGAUCAUCAUCAUAUUGGGAGUUUUGCUGCAAAUCACAUCUUAGCAAGUAUAAAAGUAUUUUUUUAUUUUCAUAAUUAUCUAGUAUUUCCUAUUACUUCUCACAAAAAAAUACGGUUUCUAUCUGACCGGUCUGAGUAAGAGUGCUUGUCUAUGAUCAGGUCUUUAUUAUUUACAGGGAAUCUAGUGCUCACUUGCAGUAGUGACGAAUCGAGUUCUGGUUCUCUGGAUGUGGUCGAAACUGUGAAAUGGCACACAAGGUCGCCUGCUAUCAAGUCCACUUGCAGUAUAAUGUCAAUUAAAAUGCUUGUUUCACAAACGCUGUCCUUUCUUAAAUGCUUGGUGAUGCGAUGCAGUAUGUAAGAGUAUUAUUAUAAGAGGUUUUAAAAGCAAGUCCUGGUCCUAGGUUCGCACUCUUGGUUUGCUAUAGCUGAAAAUCCCAACUGUUCAUAUUCAGCCACGAAGCAGCCUUGUUCUAUGCAAGGCUACGUGGUUGUUAGUUUUUCACAUUUUGUUACCAGUUCACAUCUUCAUCAUUUCCCAAAUGCAACAUCAAGGUCUUGGUGCCUGCAAGUCUGCAAACCUUUCACUGCUGUCUUCUGUCUCUCUCAUCUGUGCUUUAAGCCAUAAACUGACAUAUGGAUGUCUUUGACUGUAUUCAUGCUCGGUGUUUUCUUUCCUCACCACUUCAAUAAACUUCUACAUACCACA